UGAGCAGAGUUGCUGUGAUUCGUGAAGCCUGAAGCCUGACAAAGGUGCCGGUGCUGCACUCCAAAAUUCCAAGUUCCACAUUUCCAAGUUCCACACAUGCUCGCAAUUUCGCCCACCUCGUGAUGUCAUGAUGGCUAUGUCUUGUAGACAGGCAAUUGGCCUGCCCCUCCCCUCCUUCGAAGUUGCCCCCUUUGGCACAUUUCUUGGGAGUGGGGACCCCUUCUUGAUCGCACCUCUGCGCACAAGUUCCGGUGCCUCUACCUCGGGCAGCUUAGUCACGCCAGUCACUGCAUCCAAGGAGAGUUUGAGCGGUGAGCAGAGAUGGAGGGAAGGGGCCAGGGGACAGGUGGCAGCAGAGGCGUUCAGAGGCAGAGCUCGAAGAGCAGGGAUCAGCGAGAUUAUUGGCACCAAUGCAGCUGCUACCACCGUCUCUCUGACGGACACUCAAAAGGCGCUGGUGGAGGAGGCGGAGGAGGAGCAGUGGGGCCUGUACCAGCUGGCCAUGGAGGGCAACACCACCAAGAAGGUCGAGUUCAGGGGGACGCGCCUCGGCUACCACCCUGAACUUGGCAAGGGCAUUGUGGCCGCCUACGACAUCCCCGCCGCCGACAAGCAGCGGAUCAUCCUGGAGGUACCGUCGUACCUGUUUUGCUCCCUCAGCGCCUACACUCCUUUCCGCUUCCGGCCCGACUUCCUUGAGCCCGACAACCCUGUCGUCGCCGAGCUCAACGAGACCGACGAAAUGUUUGACGGGGACACGCGGCUGGCGCUGCUGCUGCUGAUGCUCAAGAACGACGACGGGUACGACUUCCCGCUGCGGCCCGACUUCUGGCGGCAGUACAUCGGGUACUACCCCGGCGUGGAGGACUGCCCCAGCCUGCUGCUGGCCACGCCCGACGAGCUGGCCGAGCUGCAGGACGACCACCUCGCACAGCACUUCCGCCACCAGCAAGCGCGCUCCGAGGCCCUCCACAAAAAGCACUUCACGGGCGCGGUGCCGCGGCGGCAGCGCGUGAUGUGCCGCACGCUGGACGAAUUCCGGUGGGCGCUGGCCACGGCGCGCGCGUACCAGCUGCCGUACGAGUGGCACGUCUCCUCGCAGGCCUUCCCGGCCAGCGCCCUCAUCCCCUAUGCCGAUCUGCUGAACCACUCGGACUCCGCCAACUGCACGUACCGCUGGAACCGCAACACACAGGCGCUGGAGGUGGUGCUGCUGGCGGGGCGCGCCGUGGCCGCGGGGGAGCAGCUCACGCUGGCCUACCACCACAAGGAGACCAACGCGGGGCUCAUGAAGAACUACAGCUUCGCCCUCAAAAAGAACCGGUACGAGCGGGUAACCGUGGAGUCGGAUGCGCGGGUGCAUCACGACUCGCUGCUGUCGGCCCUGGGGGUGGCCGGCAUCGAAGACCACUACUCGUACAAAGGUCCGUCGUCCAGCUGGCGCGCGCAGUUCGUGGACGGGCACGUGUACGCCGCGCUGCGGUGCCUGCCGCAGUGGUACGGCCCCGGGGUGCCCCCCCUGCCGGAGGACGAGCGCGCCGCCGCGCUGGGGCUCGCGGACGCGUACCGCGCACUGCUGGACGCCGCACCCACCACCCUGCAGCACGACAGGGACCUCCUCGCCCGGGCGCAGGAUGACGUGGGGCUCAUCAGCGUUCGUCACACCACAGCUCUCAAGUACCGGCUAGAACGGAAGGAGUUUAUCUCGAAAAUAAUAGAGGUGUUGCUCUUUUACGCUGACGACAUUGUACUAUGACGGUCUCGAUAAUCAGAGGAUCUCUACAACGUUUCAUUCAAACGCCUUCUUGUGUAGAAGCUGGUCAGAUAAGAUCGAUGACACGAUUCAAAAAGCAUGCGCCUUUAUCGUCUUUAAGGCUGUGGCACACAUGCUGGCAUGUGCAGCCAAUCUGCGCGGCCG
Messenger RNA from Klebsormidium nitens, 1918 nucleotides. The record is from the annotation of a GenBank genome assembly. NCBI's taxonomy places the organism in Eukaryota, Viridiplantae, Streptophyta, Klebsormidiophyceae, Klebsormidiales, Klebsormidiaceae.